This is a messenger RNA of Thamnophis elegans (Western terrestrial garter snake), 969 nucleotides long. RefSeq names its product RAB7B, member RAS oncogene family (gene RAB7B). Gene Ontology annotation, cellular component: lysosome; late endosome; phagocytic vesicle. Gene Ontology annotation, biological process: phagosome-lysosome fusion; endosome to lysosome transport. The transcript is spliced from 6 exons. Bases 236 to 838 code for a protein of 200 amino acids. The record is from RefSeq and is a predicted model, not a curated record. Lineage: Eukaryota; Metazoa; Chordata; Lepidosauria; Squamata; Natricidae. Gene Ontology annotation, molecular function: GTP binding; GTPase activity.
GGAGGAAAAACAGAUCCCAACAAAGAAAGCGCGUGUUUGGAAGAGCUGCUGGGAGGUAGGAUCCUGCUCCAAACUUUCUGUUGAGUUUCGUUCCGUUCCGAUUCGGAUUUUCCCCGAUUGCUUUUGGGAGCGGAGGACUCGGAGGUGCUGUUCCGAAGUUUCCCGGGGGACCAGCCUUUUUGCACAAGCUGGCAGAAAAACUUCAAAUCCAGCAGAAGCGACACCAGUCCCAUUCAUGGGUCCAAGUAAAAGAGUGGAUUUGAAAAUCGUAAUCAUUGGAGCUUUGGGUGUAGGAAAAACCUCUCUUCUCCAUCAGUAUAUUCACAAGAGAUUUUAUGAAGACUAUCGCAGCACCCUGGGAGCUAGUGUUUUGUCCAAAGUUAUGGAAGUAGACCACACACCACUGAAAUUGCAGAUUUGGGACACUGGAGGCCAGGAACGAUUCCGGUCUAUUGUGUCCACUUUCUACAAAGGUUCGGAUGGUUGCAUGCUGGCUUUUGAUGUCACAGAUAUGGAUUCUUUCGAGACCUUGGAUGUUUGGAGGAAAGAUUUUCUUCAGAAAGUCAACUCUACAGAGCAAGGCUUCCCAAUGGUUGUGCUGGGGAACAAAAUUGAUCUGAAAGAUCGACAAGUGUCCAAAGAGGUGGCUUUGUCCUGGUGCAAGGAGAAGGAUAUAGCAUAUUUUGAAGUUAGUGCUAAAAAUGAUAUUAAUGUGGUGCAAGCUUUUGAGACCCUGACAAGGCAAGCACUAUCAAGAUAUCAAGGGGUGAUUGAAAACUACCUAACCGAAUCUAUAAAGCUCAGUCCGGAAGAUCAGCCCACAACCAAAUGUUGCUGACAUCCCAUUUGGAAUGAUUGACAUUUGGAUACAGUCUGAAAGUUGGCACAUGGAACAGCUGCUGCUCCUGGGGAAUGCUGCCCAUCAGGGUAAAAGAUGAACUGAUAUAACAAUAUUGCCCUCUGGCAUCC